Alternaria arbusti is the source of this 471-nucleotide messenger RNA. RefSeq lists its product as uncharacterized. The transcript has a single exon. The record is from RefSeq and is a predicted model, not a curated record. NCBI's taxonomy places the organism in Eukaryota, Fungi, Ascomycota, Dothideomycetes, Pleosporales, Pleosporaceae. The coding region runs from base 1 to 471 and encodes 156 amino acids.
AUGGAAAAGCGAGCUUGCGGCGAGACUAAUGGCCGUGUCUGCUACGGCGUUGGCGGUGGUGAAGCGCAAAACAUAGACGAGGCCGACAUUGCAUAUGCCGCAUCGUACUUGCGAUAUCUGGCCGACAACAACAACAAUCCAUUGUGGACGAUGCCACCCGAAUUCGACUGUUCGGAGUGGGGAUUACCUAUCGCCGAUGCCGGUACCGUGCUUGUCCUCACCAAGCACAUCAAACCACGCACCAAUUCCUCGGUCACCUAUUACGAUCUGGCUCGCACUAUCGAUGGUGGUGCGGAAGCAACCUCUGCUCAACUGGCUGAGUCUUUGCUGGGUGCGUGUGGAUCUGGAGGUGGUAUGAUGGGUGUCACAAUUGACGACAAGAACCCUGCAUACAACACACCUGCUUAUAAGGCCUCAGGUGCAAGGCCACAGGAACUUGUUGUCAAGAUUGUGAAGGCUCCAGCGGUUUGA